GGAAAUUUCAGUUCAGAUGCAGACCAUAUGUCGCCGAGGCCCGUCGCUCCGUCCCCUUGUGAGAUGCCAUGGGUAAGCCGCCACGCGACCUUGGGGCGAGCGGUUCCGGCGUGGAGGGUUCCGCCGCUCCGGAACAACGCCGCAUCCCUGUUCCGGCGCCAUGGUGUCAUGUCUCCAUCUCUGUAAGCGGUAAGCCCCGAUACGUGGCGGCCAUGCCUUUAGUUUCAGUGAUGGUCUAGUGGACACAAUGGCCUACUGCUCGCCGCCAUCCGCCCGGCCUGGCGGUGGCGGCCUCCACAUCGGCGCCGUACAGAGCAAAUAAGAUGAGGGCAGGCUUCAGUUGUCUUCUUCAGUUCUUCUAUCACUGUAUAAGAAGAAGAAAAAACAUCUGGAGUAAGUCAUACGGAUUUGGUUCUUCGCAGGCACGGAGCUACACCUAGUUGUUCUUUUUUUGAGCGUGUCUGAGUUCUUUUUGGCUAUUCCUGCACUUAAUUGGAAAGAGGAUUCUUGGUCCGACAACUUGCUGGCUUAUAUGGUGCUUUGAUCCCGUUGCAGGUGGCUCGGUGUUAAGGUAAGACACUCCCUGUACUAGUUCAGGGUUGCCUCUACAGUGCUUCUGCUCACCAUUUCCAUAAGUAUAUAUUAUCCUCAAAUCCCUAGUAGUACCAACCGUUUGCAAGAAUUCAGUGGUGUUCAUUUGUUGUGAAGCUAAAGAUUGUGGAAUGUCGAUUGUGAUGGAUGGAGCUUAGAUCAGGAACGGCAUGCCCUGGUUUUUACAGUGCUAGCUGUGGAUGGUCAUCAUCUCUGAAGAGUGUGGUAGUCGACUGCUUGGAUCAUAAAGACAGAGAGCAGAGGGCUGGAGUUUGAUAAGUUACCUCCUGCCUAGGCUCAGUGGUGUGCCCCCAUACUGAGCUUUUGCUCAUCAUCAUUGUUUCCGCAACAUGAAUGCUGUGCAGAGUAUACAAUCUCUGGCCGCUGGGGGUGCUCAGCGUAAUCUUUUCCGAACCCUUGGACCAACACUUCUGAUCUCGAUGGCAUAUAUUGACCUUGGAAAGUGGUUGGUCGCGGUGGAUGCUGGAUCUCGUUUUGGGUACGAUCUUGUGCUACUGGUGCUGCUGUUCAAUCUCUCAGCCAUUUUAUGUCAAUAUCUGUCAACUUGUAUCGGCAUGGUCACCGGGAAAAAUCUUGCACAGAUUUGCCACCAGGAGUACAGUCAGGUGAUAUGUGUUGUUCUUGGUCUUCAGGCAUGGCUAUCCUUGUUAACCUCUGAGCUAACCAUGAUUGCAGGCGUGGGAGUGGGGUUCAACCUUGUGUUUGAACGUGAUGAUCUUAUCACAGGAAUAUGUUUUGCAAGUGUUGUAGUUAAUCUGCUACCAUACACACUCUCCCGUCUGGAUAAGAGGGUGGCUGGCAUGUUUAAUGCCUGCAUAGCUGGCUUUACACUUCUGUGUUUUGUCCUUGGUUUAUUAUUGAGUCAUCCCCAAACCCCUGUCAAUAUGAAUGUGAUGUUUCCCAAGCUCAGUGGUGAAAGUGCUUAUUCACUGAUGGCACUUCUUGGCGCAAAUAUAAUAGCUCACAACUUCUAUACUCAUUCAUCAUUUGUUCAGGUUCAGAGAUCUUCGGUUGUUACCCUUGGUUCCCUGUUUCACGACCACCUUUUCACUAUAUUAUUUAUAUUCACGGGGAUUUUUCUUGUGAAUUAUAUUCUCCUGAGUUCAGCAGCAGAUGAAUCCAGUGCCACAAUGGUCAUGAACUUUCAAGAUGCUAUGGAGCUAAUGCACCAGAUAUUUACAAAUCCUGCGGCACCAAUUGUGUUAUUAGUGAUCCUUCUCUUUUCUAGCCAUAUCAUCUCAUUGACAUGCCUUGUUAGUAGUGAUGUUAUUUCAGAGAACUUCUUUGGUAUAAAACUGCCUCUGUCAGCACAUCGUCUGCUACCUAAGGGUUUUGCUAUGAUUCUUAGUAUCUACUGUGCGAAGGUUGCUGGUCCUGGAGGGAUAUAUCAGUCACUUAUUAUGUGCCCAGUUAUCCAGGCUAUGGUUCUUCCGUCAUCAUUUAUACCCAUUCUGCGUGUUUCCUCAUCAAGAUUAUGGAUGGGAAGAUACAGAGUAUCUCUAUAUGUUGAAAUAUUGGCCUUCCUUGCGUUCCUUCUUGCGCUGUUUACAAAUAUCAUUUUUGCAGCGGAAAUUCUGUUUGGUGAUAGCACUUGGACAAACAACCUGAAAGGAGACACUGGAAGCCCCGUCGUACUUCCAUAUUCUGUCGUAGUCCUAAUUUCGUGUGCAUCGAUUGCAUUUACACUGUUCCUUUCUGUUAUUCCGCUAAAAUCAGCGAGCAAUGAAGCUUAGACUCGGUUGCUGUCAGUGCACUCACAGAGGGAAACAUAGGAAACUACUUAUAGAAAAACUGAAAUAUAUGGAAAAGUUUGUACGUGAAGAAGUUCAGAGCUCUUGUGUCGGCGCUGUUCCCAUGGAUUCACUGAAAGGAAAGUUGUGCACAGGGAGAGCUUAAGAGGUCUUCCAUUGGCACCGUCCCAAGGGGUUCAUUGGAGGGUCAUCAGAAAUCAUUGGAGGGUUCAUUGGAGCUUUCGACUACUGAAUCUGAUUGGGUCUCUGGGCAAUUGAAUGCUGCUGAUACAAUGAUUAAUCCUGAAGCUCACCCUCACCGUACAGAACCCACGAGGAGUGAAAACUCAGUUGCUGUUGAUUGGACAGAGCUUCUUGGAGAGGUUUUUACUGCCAUCAUAGUAGAACACAGAACUGCAGAAAAUGCCGGAAUGAAGGGCUCAAAUGAAAAGGCAUCGUCGAGGAGAUUAACAGUGCUACCAUCUUUUCGCGCUUUGCUAGCACUGUUCUAGGCUGCCUGCUGUUUCUCAGGUCCUGGGCGCCUGGGCCUGAGAGCCUUUUCACCGUUGGCCACUUCCUUUUUUUUUUAAUUUUGCAUGGGGAUGUUCUUGCAGUGGCUAAAGGUGUCCCUGCAUCUGCUACACGAAUGAGAGGCCUAGAGGUUGUACAUGAGAUGCAAUAAUUUGCUGAACCAGCAUUGUAAACUCCUGAGCAGAGCUUAU
This is a messenger RNA of Setaria italica (foxtail millet), 3064 nucleotides long. RefSeq names its product protein ETHYLENE-INSENSITIVE 2-like. The transcript is spliced from 6 exons. Gene Ontology annotation, molecular function: cadmium ion transmembrane transporter activity; manganese ion transmembrane transporter activity. The record is from RefSeq and is a predicted model, not a curated record. Gene Ontology annotation, cellular component: membrane. NCBI's taxonomy places the organism in Eukaryota, Viridiplantae, Streptophyta, Magnoliopsida, Poales, Poaceae. Gene Ontology annotation, biological process: metal ion transport. Bases 942 to 2345 code for a protein of 467 amino acids.